Messenger RNA from Chenopodium quinoa (quinoa), 3435 nucleotides. Its product is annotated as B3 domain-containing transcription repressor VAL1-like. NCBI's taxonomy places the organism in Eukaryota, Viridiplantae, Streptophyta, Magnoliopsida, Caryophyllales, Amaranthaceae. The transcript has 13 exons. The record is from RefSeq and is a predicted model, not a curated record. Bases 254 to 2950 code for a protein of 898 amino acids. Gene Ontology annotation, molecular function: DNA binding; zinc ion binding.
UCGCAUAAUUUGAUCAAAUCAAACUUUAAAUUAUUAUUGUAUCACCAUUAUUUUUAUUACCAUAUAAUACAAAGUAGUAAUAAUAUAAAUAUUAGAUUAAAUUUUUUUCUCGUUUGUUUGCAAUUUGCAUGCACACCACGCUUUCUCUCUCUUCUAUAGUUCGUCUCCCUUACCCUCUUUGCUGUUACUCGCUUUCAUUUCUUGGAUUAAUUGGUGUGGAGUUUUGCUAGCUUUUUUGGGGUUUUAAAAUUUAAUGGGGUCAAGAAUUUGCAUGAACACGUCUUGUGGGGCAAAUUCAACAGUCCAAUGGAAGAAAGGCUGGGAAUUGAAAUCUGGUGAAAUUGCCGAUCUGUGUUUCAACUGCGGAUCUUCCUACGAGAAAUCAGUCUACUGUGAUACAUUCCAUGCAGAGGAAACUGGUUGGAGAGAAUGUAGCUUGUGCAACAAGCGACUCCACUGUGGUUGCAGUGCUUCAGCAUCACUGAUUGAGGUUCAAGAUUUUGGAGGUAUAUGGUGUAUUAGCUGUGCAAAGAGUGCCUGUUGUCCUCCGAUCAGGAAAGAUAAGUUCUCCGGUGAAGCUCAAUCUUCAGAGAAGUACAGUAAUGCUAAUGAUCUGCAGAACACUAAGCCGGAAACUAAUGCCAUUAGUAAUGGGAAUCUUUUUAGUUUGGGCAACAUCAUUGAUACUAAUAUUCCUAGGUUUUUGCCUCAAUCCCCCCCUGCUCUCACAAAUGGACCUUUUGGGCAAAUCAAACCAGAGGCCAAGAACUCCUCAAUUGGAGUUGCUGGCUUGGGGUUUUCAAAAUUUUCUCACUCACUUACUGGACCAACCCUUUGCGCUCCACCAAAUGAAGAUAAAUCAAACACAGGGGCCAAGGAUGUGCAAGAAUCACAAAUGCCAUCACUGAAUAUAAGCUUGCGUUCGCCUUCAGAAACCUCAAACUUUGGCCUUACUUUUUCUGGUGGAGUUGAAGAAGGAGAUAAUAGCAGAUCAUCGCUCUUUCAGUCAGGGCAAAGGCCUCGGCAAAUAUUGCCCAAGCCUCCAAAGAACAACCUUGCUAAAGUUUCUGAUGCAAAUAAAAGCUCAUUUUCUCCUAUGCGCGUGGCAAGACCUCCUGCUGAAGGGCGUCUGCGGAACCAAUUGCUUCCGCGUUACUGGCCUAGAAUUACAGACCAAGAGUUGCAGAAGCUAUCUGGAGACUUGAACACUACAAUAGUUCCGCUUUUUGAGAAGAUUCUGAGUGCUAGUGAUGCUAGUCGAAUUGGCCGCUUGGUUCUUCCCAAAGCUUGUGCUGAAGCAUAUUUUCCUCCCAUUAAUCAAUCAGAAGGUCUGCCCUUGAAAAUUCAGGACAUCAAGGGGAAUGAGUGGACAUUUCAGUUUAGAUUUUGGCCUAACAAUAAUAGUAGGAUGUAUGUUUUGGAAGGAGUAACCCCUUGCAUACAGUCUAUGCAAUUACAAGCCGGCGAUACUGUUACAUUUAGCAGGAUUGAUCCUGGAGGCAAACUUGUCAUUGGAUAUCGUAAAGCAUCAAACACUCUUGAAGUACGGAAUACCCAAACAUCAUCAGCAAAUCCUAAUGGUGUUGCUCCUGGAGAAAGUUGCUACCCUGAUGUGGCUGACAGCCUGUCUGCUAGAAAUGACCGUAGUGGCCUGCAAUCGAUGGGUGGUGCCAAAGAUAAUCAACCAAGUGUAUUGCCUGAACAGUCAAAUCUGGUGAGUGGGAACACUUCUUGGGGAAAGAGUGAGAAGCUGAAGAGCAAGGAGGAUGUGUUGGAGCAACCUAAACCAUCUGACAAGAAAAAAAUGCGAAACAUUGGUUCCAAAAGCAAGAGGUUGCUAAUAAAUAAUGAGGAAGCUAUGGAGAUUAGAGUUACAUGGGACCAGGCACAGGACCUGCUUCGUCCACCACCAAAUGCCAACCCAAGUGUCAUCAUUGUUGACGAUUUUGAAUUUGAAGAAUAUAGUGAGCCCCCUGUUUUUGGGAAGAAGACAUACUUUGCCACUCGACGUUCGGGGGCGCAAGAACAAUGGGCUCAAUGUGAUAAUUGUUCAAAGUGGAGGAAGCUGCCCACAGAGACUUACCUGCCAUCAAGAUGGACAUGCUCAGAGAAUUUCUGGGACUCUACCAGGUCUUUGUGUACAUCACCAGAAGAGACAUAUCCAAAAGAACUUGAUAAUCUUGUCAGAGGAAGUAAAGAAUCCAGGAAGCGAAAAGCUGCAGAAAGCCCUGAGCAAAGAUGUGAGCCUUCUGGCCUGGAUGCUCUGGCUACUGCUGCCACCCUAGGAGACAGUGACGAGCCAUCUGCUGGAGCUACUACGAGGCAUCCUCGACACCGUCCCGGAUGUACUUGCAUUGUAUGCAUUCAACCCCCAAGUGGAAAAGGCAAGCACAAGCCUUCAUGUGUAUGCAAUGUCUGCUUGACUGUGAAACGCCGGUUUAAAACACUAAUGAUGCGCAAGAAGAAGCGCCAAUGUGAACGCGAGGCUGAAAUGGCACAACAAAAGAGCAAUGAACUGCAAGUUAAAGGACCUCAACUUCCAAAGAAAGCUGCUGCAAAUGAUGUAAUGCUGAAUAAAGAUAAUUUGGAGAAUGAAGUUAGUCAAGAAAAAAGUCAAGAAAGAAUGCAGCUAGAUGAAGGCGAGAACAGUAGCAAGGGUCACAUAGAUUUGAAUUGCCACCCUAUCCGUGAGGAAGAUUCAACAGCAGAUGCUCAACCAAGUGUGGGCAUUAUGGCUCUUGCUCAAGCAGCUAGUGCUCCUGAUUUGUACAUGGAGCCAAAUGGGCUUGCAAAUCUUCUGGGCAAGCAGCCAAUGGACACUGAUUCUUGUUUGCUGCUAAAAACCUGUGAUUAUGUUGACAAAUGUUUGUCAACUAAGGAGGAACAUCACCCGUCAGUUGUGAAGGAGCAGGAGCACUGCAAGGCAGAUGGUGUGGGUUCUUCCAAGUAGAAUGACUUAGAUUAGCGAAGCAAUCUCAUCUACUCAGCCCUCACUUAGCUACUUCUGCUUCAGCCCUGACAACAUUUGGUUUGUAAAUUCAUCGGCUUCUGGUUCUUACAAGGCAGCGUACACCUUUAGUUUUCUAGUUGAGUCUUUAUUUUAACAACAUGAACUACAGUUACAUAAAGAGUUAGUUAAGUCAUAGCGUUUGAGUCCUUUUUUUUUUUUUUUUUUUUUUUUUUGGCAUGAGUUGGAAAUUUGGAAGAGUUGGACAUUUCGUUACUCAAAGAGGUCAAUACUGCAAGUUUUAUGAGCCAUCUUUGACCUCUCUGCGUAGUAUCUGUCAUUCUGUGUUCCAAACAUUGUACUUGUAUUAUAUAGGAAUGCUGAUGCAGAAUGUCUCAAGUGUUUCUCAAUUGUAAGGAACAAUCAUAAAUCAUGAUUUAGCAGAAAAUUAUAAUUUCGUCGAUCAUACUAAUAUGCAACUCCUGCAA